This is a messenger RNA of Acanthosepion pharaonis, 2619 nucleotides long. Lineage: Eukaryota; Metazoa; Mollusca; Cephalopoda; Sepiida; Sepiidae. The record is from the annotation of a GenBank genome assembly.
AUGGAGGAUCUUUUUGGAAGUGAUACUGAUAGUGAGGCCCGAUCAGCUCCUGCUAGCCCUGUAGCCAGUCCCCUUAGCCAACGAAGUGCAUCUGGGGAAGAUGAAAAAUCUGGAAGUGGGUCUGAUUCUAAUGAGAGUUCAGGCUCAGAUAACGAUGGUAGCAAUCAGUCUGCAGCUUCAGCCAAAAGUGAUGCUGGCAGUGGCCAAGAAAGUGAAGCAGAAAGUGCACAUGGAUCACCACAAGAGAGUGGAUCUGAAGCUGGUAGUCCAGCCCGAAGUGACCGAAGUAGAUCAGGUAGCCCACCAGGUUCACCUGCAUCAUCUGCUGCAAGUGGCAGUGAUGCACGAUCUAGAUCUCGAGAAAGUAGCCCUGCCGAUAGUGACCGAGGCAGUGCUCGAAGCAGUCGUGCAAGCAGUGUUGCUAAGAGUGAUGCAAGCAGUCACCCAGCGUCUCCUGCACAGAGUGAUGAUAGCCCCCAGGGAUCACCUGUAGGUAGUGAUGGUAGUCGUCCAGGUUCUCCAGCACCUAGCGAUGAUGGUAGCCAACCUGGUUCCCCAGCUCAAAGUGAUGCUAGUCAGCCUGGUUCUCCAGCACAAAGUGAUGGAAGUCGACCUGCAUCACCAGCCGAAAGUGAAGGCAGUAGACCAGCUUCCCCGGUAGAAAGUGAAGGCAGCAGACCAGCUUCCCCUGCCCAGAGUGAUGAUGCUAGUCGGCCUGCUUCUCCUGUGGACAGUGGCGGUAGCUGUGCUGCCUCCCCUCACAGUGAUAGGAGCCAUCCACCGUCCCCUACACACAGUGACAGGGAAAGUCAAGGAGAGGAAGAAGAUAAAAUGGAAAUAGAUAAUGAUGAGGGAAGAAAGGAUAGAAGUGAUGAUGAAAUGGACAAAGGGCAUUCAGAUGAUGAGAAAAGCUCUGGGGAUGAGGGUAGCAAAAUGAAAUCAGGGGACAGGGGCUCAGAUGCUGGGACUAGUGACAAUGAAAGAGCAAAAUCUGAUAGUGAUGAUGAUAAGCAGAAAUCAGAUGAUGAGAAAGCAUCAGAAAGAGUUGGUAGUGAUGAUGACAUGGACAGGAACAAGUCAGAUGAUGAGAGAGUAUCAGAGAUGAGAAGUUCUAGAGGUGCAAGUGAUGAUGAAGGUGAUGGACAUGCUUCAGAUAAAGGUUCAGAUGCUGGCAGUGCAAGAAGAGCAAGUGAUGAUGAUGAGGAUGAUGAUGAUCACAAAUCUGACAAAGCUUCAACAGCUGGCAGUACAAAAGCCAAAAGUGAUGAUGAGCAUGGAUCAGGAAGUGAGGAUGACAGAGACUCGGAUACUGGUCAGAGGCUGAAAAAAAAAGCAAAGCUUUCAGAUUCUGAUUCACAUGCCAGUGGUGCUGGGAGUGACGAUGAUGAACAAAUUGUACGAAAAAAGAAACGUGUUGUGAGCGACGAUGAUGAUGAUGAUGAUGACCAGAAAGAAAAAGGCUCGGACAGUGAAAACAUGCUUGCAACUGCUGAUGCUAUUUUUGGAGAUAUGGAUGAUGUUUCAUCAGAUGAUGAAGAUAAAGAAGAGUCUAAAACACAGGUUCCUGUUAUUGAAGAAGAGGAAGAGGAAGAACAGCCUCAAGAAGAAGAACCACCUGAAACAAUGAUUGAAGUAGAAAUUCCACGAAUUGUAACGAAACUUGGAAAAUCUCUUCACUAUGUCAAAUUACCCAAUUUUCUCAGUGUUGAAACCCGCCCAUUUGAUGCAUUGACAUAUGAGGAUGAAAUUGAUGAAGAUGAAGUAUUAGAUGAAGAAGGUAGAGCCAGGCUCAAACUUAAGGUUGAAAAUACUAUCCGAUGGCGGACUAAAAAAGAUGAAGAAGGCAAUGAGAUAAAAGAUGAAGCAGGAAAUGUAAUUAAAGAAAGCAAUGCUCGAAUGGUGCGUUGGUCUGAUGGAAGUAUAUCACUACACUUGGGUAGUGAAAUUUUUGAUGUUCAUCCUAUGUUGUUGCAAGGUGACUUCAAUCAUUUAUUUGUCCGGCAGGGAACUGGUCUCCAAGGACAAUCAAUAUUCAGAACUAAACUUACAUUCAGACCACAUUCCACAGAGUCUUUCACUCAUCGAAAGAUGACAAUGUCAUUGGCUGAUCGGUCAACAAAGACACAAAAGGUAAAAGUUAUUCCCAUUGCUGGAAAUGACCCUGAUGCACACAGAGAAGAAAUGAUUAAGAAAGAGGAAGAACGUCUCCGGGCAACAAUCAGGCGAGAAAGCCAACAAAGAAGAAUUCGAGAAAAAGCUCAUGCUAGGGGCUUGAACUCUUCUUAUCUUGAGGGUGAAGGAGAUGAUGAAGAUGAAGAUGACACCUCAAUUUCUUUAUCAGCCAUCAAGAAAAAUUACAAACCAGGAGCUAAGAGGGAUCGUGCCAAUAUCUAUUCUUCUGAUAGUGAUGAUGAUUAUGAUUCUGAAAAGGAAGAGAAACAAAACAAGAAGUCAUUGAAAGCCAAAAAGCUGGAGAGUGAUGAAGAGGAUUCGGGAUCUGAUUCUGCACCAAAAAAGAAGAAAGCACGUAUUGUCGAGAGUGAUGAUGAAAAUAAUGCAGGAAGUGCAAGUCAAAAUGAAGUCAGUGCAAAUGAAAAUGAAGACAAUGAUUCUUCCUGA